AUGUCGAACGUCUCUGUCUUUCCCGGUGUGUUCAACUCGAGCAUCACCCCCGCCGGUCUCCCCUGGGACACGUACAACUACUGCAAUGCGCCGCACGUCAAGGCCAAGCACUACACCGCGGCGCCCGAGGCGAAGAACGCCACGCUCGUCUACGUGAGCGUUGUGCAGCGCCACCACAAGCGCACGCCCGACAACCUGUACCCGAACGAGAACGCACUCAACCCCACAUCGGGCUGGGACUGCUCCAACUACCAGCAGGUUUCGUACGGCGUUGGUGCGGGUGAUGCUGCUGGUGCACAGGGGCAUGCUAUGUACCGCAAGAUCCAGAACCCUACGUGGCACCCUCUGCGCUCGCUGCUGUGGAACGGCACGUGCGAUGCCGGUAUGCUCAGCGCCGACGGUCUGCGCGACUCGAUCCAGCACGGCAAGGACUUCUACUCGGUCUACGGUCCGCAGGGCAAGAACCCGCUGCUUCGCCGCGGUGUGAAUGAGGAGGAUGUGUACAUCCGCACGAGCAACAGCGAUCGCACUUACCAGGUCGCAGGCGGCUUGCUUGCAGGUAUGGGUGUGCAAGGUGACAAGUUCCCCGUCCACACCAUGCCCAGCAACCUGGACGAUAUCGUGCCCAACUACUCGUGCGCUUACGCCGACACCCAGCGCAGCGCCGCCAACGCUCACCCCACCUGGACCAGCCAUCUUGCGGGUCAGGCUGACCUGUUCAAGCAGCUCAACGCCGUCGUGGGUACCGCCAACAGCAGCGGAUGGAACAGCUGGAUCGACCACCACUUUGAUGCCAUGGCCUCGCGUCAGUGCCACGGCCACCCGCUUCCCACCAACACCUCUACGGGCACCACGAUCUCGCAGGACCUCGCCAACAAGGCCUAUGCAGAGGGCCACUGGGAGUACGACUGGAUCUGGAACUCGUCCCCCUCCGCCGACGCCUACGUUCGCUACGGCUUCGGCGUCUUCACCCAAGAACUCGCCCGUAACUUGCACAUGCUUAAGGACGGAAAGGACCACCGAAAGCUCAAGUACUACAUCGGUCACGAUGGCACCAUGGUCCGACUGUACAAGACGCUCGCGCUGGAUGGUGCAUUCAAGUGGCCAGCCCUGGGGUCGGAAGUCGUGUUCGAGGUGUACAAGACUACCCAGGGCAUGUACGUGCGUGUGCUCAAGGACGCCAAACCCAUCAAGACCACCGCCAAGGACAUCGCCGACAGCAACGGCUACAUCUCUUGGACGCCCAUCGAAAAGCUCGCCGCCUACCUCGACGCACGUGUCCCCUCGGACCUCUUUGCAAAGUGCGUCGCCGGCAAGUAA
Molecule: messenger RNA, 1320 nt
Organism: Moesziomyces antarcticus
Lineage: Eukaryota; Fungi; Basidiomycota; Ustilaginomycetes; Ustilaginales; Ustilaginaceae
Product: phosphoglycerate mutase-like protein
Exons: 2
Coding region: 1-1320 (439 amino acids)
Biological process (GO): dephosphorylation
Molecular function (GO): phosphatase activity
Source: RefSeq, a predicted model, not a curated record